This is a messenger RNA of Oldenlandia corymbosa var. corymbosa, 846 nucleotides long. NCBI's taxonomy places the organism in Eukaryota, Viridiplantae, Streptophyta, Magnoliopsida, Gentianales, Rubiaceae. The record is from the annotation of a GenBank genome assembly.
AUGUUACCUUUUUUCACAGGUAAAAAAGUUGGGGUGAAACCUGGUAUCAAUCUGGAGGGUUAUAUGAUAGGAAAUGGAGUUUGCGACGAUUACUAUGAUGGAGCUAAUGCCCUUAUUCCGUUUGCUCACGGCAAGGCCCUCAUUCCCGACUCACUCUAUAAGUUGACAUCUGGAUUGAACAUUUAUAAUAUACUAGAACCUUGCUACCAUGGCAAUGGCAAUUCGGUAGGAGCAAAGAAUAUGACAGGACUACCAGCAAGCUUUCGGGAGUUGGGAAAGACUAAUAAGCCAUUGCCAGUUAGAAACAGAAUGUUUGGUCGUGCAUGGCCGUAUCGUGCUCCCGUUAGGGAUGGAUUAGUUCCUACUUGGGCACAAUUGACCGAUUCACUCAAGCGCCACGGCAACUUCGUUCCUUGCAUUAAUGAUGAAGUGGCAACCAGAUAUCUGAACGACAAAGAUGUUAGAAAUGCCCUUCGCGUUAGUCCGGAGAAAGAAGUAUGGAGUAUAUGCCAGAAUUUUUUUCCAUAUUACCAUGAUGCCGGAAGCAUGCUCCCUUACCACAAAAACCUUACUGCUAAGGGAUAUCGUGCGCUCAUUUACAGCGGUGAUCAUGACAUGUGUGUUCCAUUCACUGGAAGUGAAGCAUGGACUGCCUCUCUUGGUCUGGAAAUUGUAGACAAAUGGCGAUCUUGGAAGUCCGAUUCCCAAAUAGCAGGGUACCUGCAAGCGUAUGCCAAGAAUCUAACUUUUCUCACCAUAAAGGGAGCUGGGCAUACAGUACCAGAAUACAAACCUCGAGAGUCACUGGACUUCUAUACUCGUUGGCUUGAAGGCCAGAGAAUUUGA